AUGGCACAGGGCGCAGUCAAGAAGUCCAAGCCCGCUGCGGCGCCCAGGAAACCCUCAAAGACCGGCCCUAGGCCUGGCCAAAAGGUCAUCAAGCCCAAGAAAGCGAGCCUGAUCCAGCAGAACAAGAUCAAGAAGAAGAGCGCCGCCGGCCUUGUUGGCACGACCGAGAAAUUCCUCGCCGAGAAGGCCGGCCACCUGGAGAUAUUGAGGGGUGGAAAGAAGGAUAAGAAGGAGGGCGCAAAG
Molecule: messenger RNA, 243 nt
Organism: Macroventuria anomochaeta
Lineage: Eukaryota; Fungi; Ascomycota; Dothideomycetes; Pleosporales; Didymellaceae
Exons: 2
Source: RefSeq, a predicted model, not a curated record